AGUUCUUGCUCUUAGUCUUCAUCCCCUCCUCAUGUGACUGUAUGGUACCGGGGCCGCAAUCUGCAAUCUGCAAUUGCUGACUCUUUGCUCUUGGCUACAUCUUGGCUGUUGGCUCUAUCAACGCUGAAGCGACGUAUUUUGUCUUCGACGAAUAAUCACACUUUACAUCAACAUUUUAUCGUUAGGAGUGAAAUAAUCGCGAAUCGUAGAGCACAGCGUUAACUUCUGUGUUCUUUGAAAGAAACGGAAGCGUAUUUUUCUCUAACCUACUCGAGGAUCGUUGAUUACGACAAAACAUGACCAAGAACGUGAUGCGGAAGCCGAUGGAGAAUGGCGAUAACCGUGGAUCCCAUGGACAAGCCUAUAAAGACAAGAGCAAACCUAUGGACAUUCGCAGCAGCAACAUCAAUGCUGCCAAAGCUGUCAGUGAUGCGAUACGUACAAGUCUUGGACCCAGGGGAAUGGAUAAGAUGAUUCAAGCUGGUAAUGGAGAAGUUACCAUUACAAAUGAUGGUGCUACUAUCCUGAAAGAGAUGAAUGUGAUCCAUCCUGCAGCAAAAAUGCUUGUUGAGUUGUCAAAGGCUCAGGAUGUAGAAGCUGGUGAUGGUACCACGAGUGUUGUCGUAAUAGGGGGAUCACUGUUAGAAGCAGCAGAACGUUUGUUGCAGAAAGGCAUUCAUCCUACUUCGAUCAGUGAUGCUUUUCAGAAAGCAGCAUCUAAAGCGGUAUCAAUUCUAACAGAUAUGUCUAUACCUGUUGAUCUAACAGACAAAGAAUCUCUUGUAAAGGUUGCCGCAACAUCCCUUAAUUCUAAGGUUGUGCAUCAACAAUCUAGUCUUCUUGCACCACUUGCUGUGGAUGCAGUAUUAAAGGUUACAGAAGAAGGAAAGGAAGCAUCAGUUGACUUACAGGAUAUUAAGGUGAUAAAGAAGUUAGGAGGUACCGUUGAAGAUACUGAAUUAGUAGAUGGAUUAAUAUUUACUCAAAAGCCUUGUAAUGUUAAUGGUCCGAGACGUAUUGAGAAAGCUAAAAUUGGAUUAAUUCAGUUUUGCAUCUCACCACCAAAAACUGAUAUGGAUCAUAAUGUUAUUGUGUCCGAUUAUGCAGCGAUGGAUCGUGUGUUGAAAGAAGAACGUGCUUACAUAUUAAAUAUUGUAAAACAAAUUAAGAAAGCAGGUUGCAAUGUACUUCUCGUGCAAAAAUCGGUUUUACGCGACGCUAUUAGCGAUCUCGCAAUACAUUUCUUGGACAAAAUUAAAGUUAUGGUAAUAAAAGACGUAGAGCGCGAGGAUAUUCCUUUCGUGUGUAAAACGCUAGGUUGUAGGCCAAUUGCAUCGCUGGAUCAUUUUGUGCCUGAAAAUCUUGUCAAUGCGGAGCUCUGUGAGGAAGUUCAAACUGGAAAUUCGAAAUUUGUUAAGAUCACAGGAAUUCAAAAUCAUGGGAAAACAGUCACAGUUCUUGUUCGUGGUAGCAACAAAUUAGUGUUAGAGGAAGCCGAAAGAUCGUUGCACGAUGCAUUGUGUGUCAUUCGAUGUUUAGUAAAGCAAAGAGCGCUGAUCGCCGGUGGUGGAGCACCAGAGAUUGAGUUGGCAUUGAAAUUAGGAGAAUACGCGGUGACCUUAGGCGGAAUUGACGCAUAUUGCAUUAAAGCUUUUGCAAAUGCUCUUGAAGUGAUUCCAUCAACGUUAGCCGAAAAUGCAGGUUUGAAUCCGAUAUCUACAGUAACUGAACUUCGCAAUCGGCAUGCGAAGGGUGAAAUAACAGCAGGAAUUAAUGUUCGGAAAGGCGACAUCACUAACAUAUUAGAAGAGAACGUGAUUCAACCAUUGUUAGUUUCUAUUAGCUCGAUAACUCUUGCUUCUGAAACUGUACGCAGUAUACUAAAGAUUGAUGACAUUGUCAAUACGACUCAAUAAAUUAUGAGACGCAAUUUAAAGUUUAUUUCGUAUUUGCAACUUACAUGUUUAUCACAUUCAUUUCACGGGUUACGAAAGUCUAAACGUUAACAGUUAUUAUCAUAUAUGCUUUUUGCAAAAGUUUUAUAUAAUGUAAUAUUUUUUCACACUCUGAAUAAAAAUAUGCGUGAAACAUUUCAGUGUAAAGCAAUAAUUCGUAUUUAUUUUGGCAUAAUAUAUGAAUAUAACAUAAAAGCAUAUAAAAUUAUUAUAAUCUACCUUAAUUUAAAAAAUUGACAUUCUUUUUAUCAAAGGAAGAGGUAAAUUUGGGAGAUUCUGUAAAUAUUAAUAUUUGUAUUUAAGAAUGAUUAAUACAUAAUGUGCAUACGUAUGAUUCUUUUAACAAUUUAAUUAAAAUAUAUAAUCUCAUACAACAGAAUUCUGGCAAAUAAUUAAACGUUAAGUACAUCUUGCAUAUAAUAAAAUAUAUAUUUAUCCGUA
This is a messenger RNA of Monomorium pharaonis (pharaoh ant), 2396 nucleotides long. RefSeq names its product T-complex protein 1 subunit delta (gene CCT4). NCBI's taxonomy places the organism in Eukaryota, Metazoa, Arthropoda, Insecta, Hymenoptera, Formicidae. Gene Ontology annotation, biological process: protein folding. Gene Ontology annotation, molecular function: ATP hydrolysis activity; ATP-dependent protein folding chaperone; ATP binding. The transcript has 10 exons. The record is from RefSeq and is a predicted model, not a curated record. Gene Ontology annotation, cellular component: chaperonin-containing T-complex. Bases 297 to 1916 code for a protein of 539 amino acids.